AUGGCUGCCAAAACCAUAACUGAAGCCAAAAGGCUGGCCAAGAGUUUUGGAAAUUCGCUGAAUCAUGCGACCAGCUGCAAUGAAGGAAUCCUUGUCGGCGGACUGAAUUCCAAUGGAGUACUUCUAACAAAAGAAGAUCAACAACUUAUUCUUACUUGUAUGCAAGCAUCUGGCCACGUUGAAGAAGUAAAUAUAGCAUUUCAAUUCCGGAGUCUCUUCAAACCACUUCAAAGUGUUGAUGGUGUUCUUUAUAGAGUCGACGAAGAUAUCGAUCAUUUAUAUAACAUCUAAUAAUGUGGAAGAAGUGGCACGAGUCGAAGCGUUUUUAUCUGUCUUACUUAGUGGAAGUUACUGCACAUUAGCAAAGAUAAAGCUGUACCAAAAGCUUGAUGAUGAAGACAUGUUAGGUGAACUUAGAAAUGGUGAUAAAAUUGUCGAAAUAUCAAAUGAAAUUGCCGUUAUUACUGCCACAUGUAUUUAUCGAAAGGUGAUGUUGUACCCACGUCCCGCCGAUGAUAUGGACACCAUUGCUGUUGUAGAUUUUGAAAGACCAAACUUACCAAUAAACUUUGCAGAUAUUACUGUACCAUUUUACCCCAUGGUGAAUGACAUUGUUGUUAUUAGAGGGGAAAAUGACGAGAUUUGGGUCGCAAAGAUCCUCAAAGUAUACACUGAAGAAAAAACUGUGAAAGUGUGGUACUACAGAGAGCAAGGACAUGAAUUGUUUGUACCAGAAGUUUCCUCACGAGAUGCAUUAGACAUUGUCAACUGGGACUCUAUAGUUCAUCUUGCUCCCGAGGAAUGGAUUGAUGGCGGUUCUUGA
Molecule: messenger RNA, 823 nt
Organism: Paramuricea clavata
Lineage: Eukaryota; Metazoa; Cnidaria; Anthozoa; Malacalcyonacea; Plexauridae
Source: the annotation of a GenBank genome assembly